AUGGAGGCGGGGGCUGGGGGCCGAGGGCCUGUCCAGAGGCCCGGGCCCAGGCAACAGGCAGCCGCCCUCCGCAUCAGUGAUAUGCAUUUCUCUGUCAAGCCGAGCGCCAGCGCCUCCUCGCCCAAGCUGCACUCCAGCGCGGCUGUGCACAGGCUCAAGAAGGACAUCCGCCGCUGCCACCGCAUGUCCCGCCGCCCCCUGCCCCGUCCAGAUCCCCAGGGAGGCAGCCCCGGCCUGCGCCCACCCAUCUCUCCCUUCUCUGAGACGGUUCGCAUCAUCAAUCGCAAGGUAAAGCCGCGAGAGCCCAAGCGGAACCGCAUCAUCCUCAACCUGAAGGUGAUAGACAAGGGCCCAGGUGCGGGGGGCACCGGGCAGGGCACCGGGGCACUCGCCCGCCCCAAAGUCCCCUCGAGGAACCGCGUCAUCGGCAAGAGCAAGAAGUUCAGCGAGAGCAUCCUGCGCACGCAGAUCCGCCACAUGAAGUUUGGGGCCUUUGCGCUCUACAAGCCCCCUCCUGCCCCGCUGUCACCCCCACCCGCCGGCAAGCCUGACCUUGCUGCUUCCCCAGGCCCGGGGCUGCUCCUGGCCACCCCCACGGCCACCUAUGAUGCCCGCAGCUCCAGCUCCUCUGGCUGCCCCUCGCCCACACCUCAGUCCUCCUCCGACCCUGAUGACAGGCCCCCCAAGCUGCUCCCCGAGACCGUGAGGCCCUCUGCCCCCGAGUGGCGGGAGCCUGAGGUGCUCGACCUGUCCAUCCCUCCUGAGUCGGCAGCCACCAGCAAGCAGGCGCCUCCCGAAGUCACUGCUGUUGCCAGCCAGGCACUUCCCCCAGCCCCAGAGCCCACUGGUGCCGCCUCUGAGCCGGAGGCUGGGGACUGGCGCCCGGAGAUGUCACCUUGCUCUAAUGUGGUAGUCACCGAUGUCACCAGCAAUCUCCUGACGGUCACUAUCAAGGAAUUCUGCAACCCUGAGGAUUUCGAGAAGGUGGCGGCUGGGGCAGCAGGUGCCACAGCGGGGGUUGGUAGUGGGGUGAGCAAGUGAGUGGCUCCCCUGGGAGGGAGUGGGGGGGGCCUCCUUUCUGAAGUCACACUUGUGCUCCCACCCCACCCCUGCCCUUAGACCUGUCUGCCUGUGCUUUGCUUGUCUCAAGUGGCUCGGUGUUGACCCAGGGAUGGGGCUGGUAGUUGGCCCCCGCUAAGGCCAGCAGGUGGGGCAGUUCUGGACUAGGUUAGGGCGGGGGCCAGCAGGGCACUGAGAAGUGCUCCUUUGUCUCUUGGCACUGUCUCUACCCAUGCACAGUGGGGCCUGCUGGGUGGUUUCUGGGGAGCCCCAGAUCUGGGGUUCCCCUGCCCCAUCCAUAUCCCACCCCGUCGUCUCUCCCCAGCUUGCUUCUUGCUCUCGUGUACAGUGUCUGAUCUCGGUGCUAACCCGGCAGCUGAGGGGCCCUUCGGAGACCCCCACCCAGGGUGGGCACAGCCCCUUUCCUUCUGCCCAUUUGGCAGAGUCCCAGACAGAAUGAAGGACGAGGCGACAUGGGCUCCUCUCUCCACACCAGCAAGCUUAGCAGCCACUUCUGGACCAGGCCCAUGCAGGCCCCUGGUGCCCACCUCGCUUUUCUGAACCCCUCUUGAGGGUGGGAGGAGCUGACAGAAUGCACCCUGUCACCACCUCUGGGCGUCUAAAGCCCUUUCAGUUCUUGACCAAAGGUGCUGCAAGAACCUGCUGUGGGGACUCCAGCCGUCCAUGCGUGCGUGUUUGUCCGUCCUGAGCGAGUGUGUACGUAGGUCUGUGUGUGCAUUGGGUGCUGGGUGCCAUCCUUUCCUGAUGGCAUCUUUACACCUCCUCGGAACAGGGUCCUAAAGGCCUGGCCCUGGCCCACCUUAGUGGAGCUUGGUGUGGCCAGGUCUGUACAGUCUGCUGUGGGAGCUCCAGGCCUCCUCCCAGCCCAGAGCACUACGGGCAGUGAGCCCUGGGCCCCUCUCUGCAGUGGUCAGCCUGGCCAGUUGGGCCUGUCCUGCAGUCAUGGCACGGUGGGGACCGUCGCAGAGAGCUCCUGUUCAUGGCAGCCUGUCCUGCCCAGUGGUCAGGGAAGAAGGAGGCGACCUUGGGGACUUCCCAAGCGUCUUUGGCUUCUCCCACCCCCUCUUGGCUUCCAACUGCCAAGGCUUUCUCACAGCCCAGCCUGCUCAAAGCUCAGGAGGCCAAGGUACCCUGGACAGCUUCCAUUGCCCUGUGCUGCCUGGGCACCAAAGCCUCACUUUUAGGCUGGGCACCAGGAGGUAGGCAGACUGAAGGGGAGAGACCACAUGUUCAAGAUGGCAAGGGGAUCGGUCCCACGGGUGGACCGGCCUACUCUCGGCCACUGCCUGGGAGGUGGGCUUGGGUGGCACACUCCUGCGUGUGGCUAGAGCUGGUUUCUAGGAGUGUGCAGCCAUGGGUACCAUGUUCAGAAGCAGGAUGGCGAGAGAGAGAUGAGAAGGGAACCCGAUCAGAUGACCAGCCCCUUGGUGCUUACAGGAGGAUACUCUGGAGUCUUCCUGUGGGGGCUGCAGCGUGGCCUCACCCUCCUCACUGCAGGGUAUUGAACAGGGGUCCUCACAGGGUUUUCGGUGGUGGCGCUCCUGGGCCCCUCCCUGCCCCGCCCUUUGUGCAGGCCUUGUGACCGUCCAAGUGCCAAUUGGCUUCUCCCCCAAAUAAGGGCUGGUAUUUCUCCUCUGUCCCUAGAGGUGAUUUCCUCCUGACCCCUUCCCAGGUGUGGCUUACCUGGGUACCAGUUACAGGUGUUUCCAGAGACCAUAGAAAUGUGUUUUCCUGAGAGUCUGUGUCAUUGGUGACUUUUUGUAAAGAAGUUGUGUUUUCAGAGGUGAUUUUAUGACAGGAAAGUGAAAGAAUUAGUUUUGCAAAAAAAAAAAAAAAAAAAGGAAAAAAGGGAUAAAAAAAUGAAAUAGAAAAAAAACUAUUGUGGGAUUCCUAAGGGAGCGGGGUGGGGGGAGAAAGAUAUUUAAAGAGAACCUAGUAGCGUGGCAUUGCACAGCCAAGGUGGCGAGGUUAGGGAGGGGUGGCCCAGGCCCACGGCUGUUGGCAGCAUGGACCCAGCCUGGCCACUGGCCACCUCUCCUCUUUGGUUCCAGGCAGGUGAGACUUCCCUGCCAACCUGGGCCAGACUUCCACACCCAUCCUUGUCCUUGCUUGAAGGGAGGGGCUGUAGCCUGUCCCAGGGGAGCUGGCCCGAAGCUGGGGUGCCAGGCAGAUAGAGGCCGAAGGCUCCAAGACUGGGGACCUAAGGGGGUCUGCAGGGCCCUCCCAUGGCUUGUGGCUGGUGAUUUUCUCCAGGAAGUCUGGUGAGUCCUUGCUCUCUUCCUUUUGCCAGCUUGUUGGUCCCUACCACUGCUAUCCCAUAAGGGGGGCAGCUCCCACAUCACCCCAAAGACCCUGACAUCCCUGAGCUUCCCUGGCCAGGAGAGGGAUGCAGGCUGCGGAAAGCUGUGGGCCGGGGGAGACUGUGACUGGGGUGGUGGGGAGAAGGCAUUGCCCAUCUCUGAGGCUUUCCGGGGGCCGCACCACACAUGCACAGUGCCUGGAGGCGGGUGCUCCCUGGGGGCUGGGUGGGCAUGGAAUCUCCCAGGAGGUGCAGCGUGGGCCCACACACCCUUGACCACACACUUGCACACAGAUCAGCCUCCUGUGGGCCCCUUCUCCACCCCUUGCUGCUUUUCCAUUUGCCUAAUUACCAAGCAGAAGUUGCAAUCUGGUUUGCUUUAUUUUUGUAUGUGAAAUGACCCCCAAAGCCCAAUCUUCUGAGUCUAGUAUUUUGCAGGCAUCGGUUAUCUCCCCUUAAAUGCACCCUCCUCCCUACCCACGAGUUAGAGGAAACAGGCGAAGUCUGGUUCUCUGGGUUGAAUAGGAAAGUGGGGGCCCAUCCCUGUCCCAUUUCCCCUCUGACCUCAGUCUGCCCUCUGUGGAGGUGGUGAUCUGGGCAGCAGGGCCUUGGCUGAAGCACUGCUGGUGUCUAAGGACAAAGGGUGC
Fukomys damarensis (Damara mole-rat) is the source of this 4026-nucleotide messenger RNA. It is a transcript of the gene Cbx6, whose product is annotated as chromobox 6. NCBI's taxonomy places the organism in Eukaryota, Metazoa, Chordata, Mammalia, Rodentia, Bathyergidae. The record is from RefSeq and is a predicted model, not a curated record. The coding region runs from base 1 to 1041 and encodes 346 amino acids. The transcript is spliced from 2 exons.